UAAUUACUUAAAGUAUUGAAUUUUUCUUCAAUUUUGAGUUUUUUUCCCAUUAGCUACUCAGUAAAUUUAGUAAUCGAUAUCUACUCUAAGAAUUUGCACUUUAACUUAUUUUAAUUAUUUAAAGCAAACUAUAGAUAUUAACAAGCAUGUUUCGGCCCACAACAAUUUAAAUAGGCCUACUCUUUCAGUCUUUCGUUCUUGUCAUCCGUUUAAUUUUGUCUGUUCACUAGCGCUAGUAAUGCUUUUUGCGUAUACACCGUACAGGCCUUUUUCAAAGGCCGUGUAGGGCAACAGGGCAAAUAUGCUAAACUAGAUUGAAGAUUCUUGUCAGACAGAUGGUGUUGAUAUUACUUGUGUUAAAGUCCUAGCGGAGAGCUGUUUUAUUUUUCAUCCACAACAUUUUUAAAUGGUGAAAGCAUCAUGCCAUUUUCCUUUGUCAAUAAGAGAAGGUACUAAAAAAGGCUGGUGUUCACAGAAAAUAAAUUUUUAUAAUGGCUGAUGUUUCUUGGUGAACGUGUUGUCUUCCGCGUACGCGAUAAUUCAGGAAUCUAGAUUCAACAUGGAUUUUUCUCAGAUGAUUCAAGGAACUCGGCAGUUCUUCCAAGGACAUCCAGGAAAACCCAGAGAUGAUAUUGCCAAUAGUGAACCACACUUGAUUGAAACAAAGUGUGGUUUAAAAAAGAAUGAGCCUUAUACUUAUAACCCUACGUCAUAUUCAGAUGUGAUCAAGUUAAACUAUCCGCCUGUUCAAUCAUCCCAUGGAACAUCAUCUGUGCCCCGAUAUUAUUCUAGGCCCUUUUGUGAACAAAUUACCUACCAACAAAAGGUUCCUUCUGCAUAUCAGGUUAAUGAAUCCUGUGCAAGGGAUAGUGAUCCUAGGAGUGCAUCCUAUGCCAAGCCCAAUAACUCACAAAUCAUUACCCAUAAGCCUGCAAUUCAGUAUGAAGAACAGAAUGUCUGGGAAAACAACGGUUAUUCAAAAGUAUGCGAUCCCUCAUCGAAAAUACCAUUAAAUCAAGUUCCAACCUUCUCAAUGGCUACAAACCUAAAUACCAAUUUUGAUACAUCAGUGACAUAUCAAGCUCAGCAGCAGCAGCAAGUUCCUUAUAGAACAAAUGAGUAUUUUGUUCCAGCUCCAACGUAUUUGCAUCAAGACUAUGCGUCAAAAGCAGCUGAUUUUUCUCAAUAUUCUGAUAUUGUCGUAAGACAACCGUUUAUUCAAUCGACUGCAAUAGUACCACAUGGGCAAGAUUGUAAUUCUACAAAUGUUUACCAAGAGCAACGCUCAUCGUCUCUUCCUUAUCCGGAGAAUGCAGUCACAAUGAAUUUUCGGGAUCAAGACCGGCAACAAACUUUUAGUAAAUCAUUUGAUGCGGCACCGAGUCUGUUACGUCAAACAGAAAAUUCAUCGGUAGUUGUAUCCCGUGAAUAUUUGUUGAAUCAACAGUACACAUUACCGGCCGGUCGAACGAACCAACAGCACAUAUUGCCUCACGGACAACAGCAGUGGGACUCUAAAAUCCAAUGCGCUUCAGUCGGACAUCAUGUAAUACGACAAAACAAAGAAUGCGUUCGUUCAGCAUGUCCGCAAGAACAACAUAAUGUUUUUGAAAACCGUGAGAUAACGAGACCACAUCAGAAUCCUCAACAAAACUACCACAGUCAAGAGCUUUCCAAGACAACUUCAAAAAAUUGUGCCUUUAUUCCAUUUUAUGCAAGUGCUGAAACUGAAACAGCGUUUCGUCCGUCAACAAAUUCUCAAGCAGAUCAAACUACUUUUGUAACUGGGUCGUCAUCUGUUAAAACCCAAAGUAACAUUGGCAGUGGUUUUGCUGGAGUUAGUGUUAUUCAACAUUCAAUGAAUAAUAAAGCAAUAUCUGUUGGUUUUAUCAAGAAAAACGAAGAACGAAAGAGUGUUAUUAGUUAUACGAAUCAACGUGAUUUAGGCGGUGAAAGAUCGACUACGGUUCAUAUUAGUUCAACAAAAUGUAGCCAAUUUGAAACAGUUCCAAUUCACGCUAUAGUUCCUCAGCCGAAAAAACAACUAACUCCAUUAGGAUGCGACAGCUUACGUCCUGAUAUCCCUUCUAAUUCUACAAAGCUACUAAAUCCAGUAAAUGCAGCGGUGACUGCGAAGACUGUAAAUAGUUCUCCGUUGGACGUGAAGCAAUCACCCAGCAAGGCGAUGAAACCGCCUAAAUUAAAAGUUAAAUCGUUUGGGAAUUCAGUGAAACUUAUCCCACCUUCCAAUGCAGUAUCGGUUGAUACAGCGUUGAUUCAAUCGGAUCCUAUAGUUUCUGAUGAGAAAUGGGAAGAGUGGAAAAGCUCAUUUGACACCGAAUGGACCGCAUUCGUGGAAGAUCUUGCAAAUUCUAGAAACAUCAAAAUAAUACACAGGGUAACUCAACCAGUCCCCAAAAGAAUCAAACGGAGAGAAGACAUACCAAAACCAAGUAAACACUCGAAUACUUCAGGUUCUACGUCAUCAACAAGCUAUUCAAAUGCACAGAAUUCGAGUUCGACUGGUGGAGGAAAUUCUGAAAACCAAGUUCUUACAAGAGGAAGACUUCAAGAUUUGGUCAGAGAAGUAGACCCCAAUGAACAACUAGAUGAAGAAGUUGAGGAACUCUUGUUGCAAAUUGCUGAUGAUUUCAUUGAAUCUACAGUAAAUGCUUCCUGCCAACUGGCUAAGCACAGACAAGCAACAGCACUAGAUGUGACUGAUGUCCAAAUGCAUCUAGAACGCCAAUGGAAUAUGUGGAUCCCAGGAUUUGGAACAGAUGAGCUUAGGCCAUACAAGAGGGCUCCAGUGACCGAAGCUCACAAACAACGAAUGGCUUUAAUAAGAAAGCAAAUGAAAAAAUUUUGAAUACAUAUGAAUCAUUUUUGUAAACAUGGUUAAUUAACAAUAAAUUUAAUGACUUCUA
Daphnia pulicaria is the source of this 2927-nucleotide messenger RNA. RefSeq lists its product as uncharacterized. Gene Ontology annotation, cellular component: transcription factor TFIID complex; SLIK (SAGA-like) complex; SAGA complex. Gene Ontology annotation, molecular function: protein heterodimerization activity; TBP-class protein binding; DNA binding. The coding region runs from base 560 to 2869 and encodes 769 amino acids. The record is from RefSeq and is a predicted model, not a curated record. NCBI's taxonomy places the organism in Eukaryota, Metazoa, Arthropoda, Branchiopoda, Diplostraca, Daphniidae. Gene Ontology annotation, biological process: RNA polymerase II preinitiation complex assembly; DNA-templated transcription initiation. The transcript has 6 exons.